This is a messenger RNA of Ctenocephalides felis (cat flea), 1476 nucleotides long. RefSeq names its product nucleolysin TIAR-like. The record is from RefSeq and is a predicted model, not a curated record. The transcript is spliced from 11 exons. The coding region runs from base 206 to 1204 and encodes 332 amino acids. Gene Ontology annotation, molecular function: RNA binding. NCBI's taxonomy places the organism in Eukaryota, Metazoa, Arthropoda, Insecta, Siphonaptera, Pulicidae.
AUUUAGUAAUCGAGCAGCACUCGAGGUGUUCGCGUCGGUGUGUCGGUUGUCCCGAGUGCCCUUACGUUCGGUAGUGUGAUAAUUGUCAGGUGUUUGUGAUUUUAUCAAAAUUAUAUGGAAUUAAAGCAGUAAGAGCACAUUUCACCAAAUUAUUCAGGAUAACUUGUUUCAUGGUUAAUCAGGAAAUUCGUGCAUCAUAAAGGAUAUGAAGAUAAACUGGCCUGCACCAACUCCGCCGUCUUCAGCGCCGAAACAGGACACAAGUAAACAUUAUCACAUAUUUGUUGGAGACCUAAGUCCGGAGAUAGAAACGCAAACAUUAAGAGAUGCCUUCGCCCCUUUUGGAGAAAUAUCAGACUGCAGAGUUGUUCGAGACCCACAAACACUUAAAUCUAAAGGAUAUGGAUUUGUAUCAUUUGUAAAGAAAACGGAAGCAGAAAGUGCCAUAACCGCAAUGAACGGACAGUGGCUUGGGUCUAGGUCCAUUAGAACAAACUGGGCGACACGUAAACCACCUUCUACAAAGGCAGAAUUAAAUGCAAAACCUCUAACCUUCGACGAGGUGUACAAUCAGAGUUCGCCCACGAAUUGCACAGUUUAUUGCGGUGGCCUGGGCGGAGGUCUCGCCGGAGGUCUCUCCGAAGAACUUCUGCAAAAGACAUUUGCUCCCUUCGGAAGCAUACAAGAAAUCCGCGUUUUCAAGGAUAAAGGAUACGCAUUUGUAAGAUUUUCGACAAAAGAAGCAGCCACGCAUGCAAUCGUCGCCGUACAUAAUUCAGAAAUAAAUGCUCAGCCUGUGAAAUGCUCUUGGGGAAAGGAAUCUGGGGAUCCUAAUAAUGCAGCUGCAGCCGCCGGACAGGCGCUGACAGGAGCAGGCUUCCCAUUCGGAGCAGCAUACGGUCAACAAGUGGCAGGCUACUGGUACCCACCUGCGCCAGCUGCUUACCCAGCUGCUCCUGCACCUUCCGCCCAACUCCAAGGACAAUUCUUGCAAGGAAUGCAAGGAUACGCUGCCUAUGGCCAAUUCGCCGGAUACCAGCAAGGAUAUAUGGGUAUGGGAAUGGCUCAGCUUCCCGGAGCUUGGCAGGGAGUUCCCGCCCAAGCCCAAUUGCCCACGACGGCGCAGCAAAUCGCCCAAGGUGCCGCCUUGCCGCAAGCAGCCGGUGUUGUCGCUUACCCAAUGCAACAAUUCCAGGCACAAUGAAUGAAGCGCCUUAUUUUGAUACCGAUAUCUUUUCCGCAAAAACUAAACGAGUGUGCAGUUUCCAUGUCGUAGUCGCUUUUGGCCAUAAAUUUGGCUUUGGCCAAAAAUGUAAAUCCAUUUCCAUCGUUGAAAGUUACCCGUACAUCGCCAAUUGUUAAACCAGAAUAUAUUUCAGUGUUAUUUUUGUAUAAAGAUAUUAUGAAUGAGCAUAAAUAUAUAUAUAGUUUAUAUACCAAAAUGAAAAGUUAUCGAAAAUCUGUUGAAAUAUGUAU